This is a messenger RNA of Trichoderma atroviride IMI 206040, 1399 nucleotides long. RefSeq lists its product as uncharacterized. Gene Ontology annotation, biological process: urea cycle; L-arginine biosynthetic process. Gene Ontology annotation, molecular function: argininosuccinate synthase activity; ATP binding. Lineage: Eukaryota; Fungi; Ascomycota; Sordariomycetes; Hypocreales; Hypocreaceae. Gene Ontology annotation, cellular component: cytoplasm. The record is from RefSeq and is a predicted model, not a curated record.
CACGAACUCUACGACCACUUGAACGAAGAUGGCGAAACAAAAGGUCUGCCUCGCUUACUCUGGUGGCCUCGACACGAGCUGCAUCUUGAAGUAUUUGUUGGAAGAAGGAUAUGAAGUCAUCACCUUUACGGCCAACAUUGGCCAGGAAGAGGAUUUCGACGCCGUCAGAGAAAAGGCGCUGAAGAUUGGCGCCAGCAAGGUCUACAUUGAGGAUCUUCGCAGAGAGUUCAUCGAAGAGCAGUGCUUUCCCGCAAUCCAAUGCAACGCCAUCUACGAGAACGUCUACCUCCUCGGUACUUCGCUUGCUCGUCCCGUCACGGCACGCGCACAGAUUGCCAUUGCGCAAAAGGAGGGCUGUUUCGCCGUGUCUCACGGAUGUACCGGCAAGGGCAACGAUCAGAUUCGAUUUGAACUCGCCUUCUACGCUCUCCAGCCCUCCAUCACCGUCAUUGCGCCGUGGCGUGACCCCGUGUUCUACGACAAGUUCAAGGGCCGCAACGACCUGCUCGACUACGCCAAGGCAAUGGAUAUUCCCGUCAGGAGCACCAAGAGCAAGCCGUGGAGCAUGGAUGAGAACCUCGCCCACUAUAGCUAUGAGGCUGGUAUCCUGGAAGACCCAAAUACCAGUCCUCCAGAUAACAUGUGGCAACUGACUGUCGAUCCGAGGGAGGCCCCUGAUCAGCCUGAAGACUUCACCGUCACCUUUGAGAAAGGCCUCCCAGUCAAGCUCGAGUAUGAGGGCGGAAAGGUCGCCACGGAUUCCGUUGACCUAUUCCUGACUGCCAACACCAUUGCGCGUAGAAACGGUGUCGGCCGUCUUGACAUUGUCGAGAAUCGCUUCAUCGGAUUGAAGUCUCGUGGCUGCUACGAGACACCCGGCCUGACCAUGUUGCGGGCCGCCCACGUUGACUUGGAAGGCCUGGUGUUGGACCGUGAAGUCCGCGCUCUUCGUGAUCAAUUCGUCACAUUCAACUACGCAAAGCUGCUGUACAACGGCCUCUACUUCUCGCCCGAGCGCGCAUUUCUGUCCAAGAGCAUCAUUGCUUCGCAGGAAGAUGUGAAUGGCUCAGUGAGAUGCCGGGCUUACAAGGGCUCCUUUAGCGUUCUUGGACGCUGGUCAGAUACCGCCAAGCUGUACGAUGCAAGCGAAAGCUCCAUGGACGAGAUUGGUGAUUUCUCGCCAAAGGACACGACUGGGUUCGUCAGUGUCAAUGCGAUCCGCCUCAAGAAGUACGGAAAGGCUAUGGAAGACAAGGGAGAGAGCUUGGCCAAGCGAUCCUAGCGGAUAUUGCCACAUAGAUAGCAUCUUCAUUGGAGUUUAUCCUGAAAUGGGAAUGAAGACGACAUACUAUUCCUACACAGUAGUAGAAUGAGCCGCCUAAAAUAAAAUGAACUUGAC